Messenger RNA from Rhodofomes roseus, 2513 nucleotides. RefSeq lists its product as uncharacterized. The record is from RefSeq and is a predicted model, not a curated record. Lineage: Eukaryota; Fungi; Basidiomycota; Agaricomycetes; Polyporales; Fomitopsidaceae. The transcript has 2 exons. The coding region runs from base 138 to 2180 and encodes 680 amino acids.
UGUUGCUCUCAAUUUCUGCCGCACAUCGACGGCAGCACCCUCGCACUCUCCUCCGUGAAGACCCCUGCCGUCUCUGCUUUCUCCUAUACUCUUGAUCUGUGCUGUGAGCGGGUAUCACAUCCAUUAGCCUGCCUGCAAUGAACUCCCCAGGCAUCCGUCCCACUCGCGGGAGGCACCGCAAGCAACUAUCCGCACUGCGUCUCUCGUCCGACUCCACUGUGACAACCCUGCCGCCAUACACCUCCCCACCCUGGUCCAAGCAUGCGUCCCUGGACAUGUCGGACUCGGACAGGCCCCCGGACUACCCAGACAGUGCCGAGGAGGCCGACGCAGACACCGAUUCCGACGAGGACAUUGUCUACGUACAGCCGCCCCUCCCCCAACUGGCCGCACCCAGGGGCAGCCGCAUCCGCCGCUCGCACUCGCAGCUCCAGUCACCGCGCUCGCACUCGAACUCACACUCCAGCUCGUUCUCGCAGACGCACCGGCGUCAGCAGAGCACGGCCGGCAGCAGCGAUCCUUAUCUAGACUCGCUCCUCGCGCGCAGCGUGCAUGCGCUCGAGAUGUCCAACGUGCUCCUCCAGUCGUCAAUGUCUACCCAGAGUAGUCUAUCCGCUGUGCUCCAGAACGACCCUAUAGCGGACCUCUCGCUCGAGGCGCGCGCGCAGAUGCUCUCGCGCCGCGUGAGCUCGGGCCGCGGCGCCCAUGGGACGUGGUCGGACGACCUGGACGAGAUAUACCGGGGCGUCGAGGACCUUGUGGGUCCCCGGGAGGGGGUCGAGGAGGAAGAGGAGGUGGAACGAAUUUCGAAGGCAGAUAUGUGUUCCCUCAGCAGAAGCGCCCCCGCGUCAAGCUUCGAGGAUAACUUCAGCAAGGGCCCUCCGACCGUGGGCGCCGAGGAACGGGUACAAGUACGCAGGAGACCAUCAUUACGCAGGCCGUCGCUGGACAGCAUGGGCGGCUCGCAUCUCGAGUAUUCGAACCACGAUCGGAGUCAUUUCGUCGCACCGGCCCCGCGAGCUCUGACUAUCUACGUCGACUCUACGGAUGACCCUGAUUCCAUUACGUUACCCCCCACCCUGGGGCUGCGUACCACCGCGCACUUUCCACCUACACCACUACCUUUGCAAACCACCAUCCCGGACACCGUCCGCGAGGUAUCGCUCAAGCCAUCUGACUCGAAGAAGAGCAUAGUCGACGUGCUAUCGUCUUACGUAGCACCCCCUCCUGCUGCCGGUCCAUCCGGCUCUGCGUCCUCAUCACCCCGCUUCUCAAUCAUGUCGCGUAGUGGUAGGAGUUCGAGCACGAGUUCGGGCUCUAAAACUGUCCGCCGUGUCAGCCAGUCAAAAUCACCACCCGCGACUACGUCCCCCUCCUUCCGAUCCCGAUCGCUCACGCCCAUGCGCACCGCUACACCUCCCCGCGCUCCCCGCCCCAUGACCCCACCUAUCGAAGAACUAUCCGCCUCAUCGUCCUCAUCAUCAUCCGAGACGCUGCACGUAGACCGCACGCUCGAGUCCCUACGCACCAUCCUCGGCAAGCAGCCUCCAUCCGCGAUCUCCCCGAGCAGCAGCAAGAGCACGCCUCCGCCCCUGCCCCGACCGUCACUACUCGCCCCACCCACCGUUGAGCCCGUCUCCGGCACCUCCAACGCGACCGCCUCCAUCUCGCGGCUCUUCACGAAGAGCCGCCAUUCCUCCUCCACCCGCCCACCGUCUCCGCCCCGCCAGUCCGUCCUCAAGAACCGCUCCGCGCCCCCGACACCUACGUUCACCGCCCCGCCGACGCCGUCCAUCGCCGGAUUCCCUGAGCCGUUCGCGGGGCUGCACCUCAGCAUGCCGUCUGUGCCCGGCCUUCGGAGCUCAGGCUCGUCCGGGCGGUCGACCCCCAAGCGCAUCUCGUUCGCGGAGCUGCCCGAGAGCUACGCGGGGAGUAAACCCGGCGGUGCGCCGAGCAAGUUCAAGGGGAAGGAGCGGGCGAAGGGCGUGGGCAAGGGGAAGGGGAAGGGGAAGGACGACGAGGAUGGCGGGUGGUGGACGGGCUGGUUGUUGGGUGCGGCGGGCACGGGGAGCGGGGCGGGCUUGAGCAUGGGCGCGGCGAGGGAGGAGAGGGUGAGAAGCCCUGGGUGGAGUACGCGACCUGGUUAUGUUGGUGGGGGUUGGGAGGAGUGGGGGGCAUAGCAAGUCGCGUUGUAUUGCAGUUUCUUGCUUUGAUGAACUGUAUAACUUAUCAAAUACUAACCUCGGUCAUGAUCGUCACGCUCGUGCUACGAACACUCACUCUCCCGGAUCGGAACUGUUAUUGCUUUCUUGUCUCCGACUGCGUUUUGGAUGUUAGAUCCGUCGCACGGUCGUGUUAGAGCCCCGUCUUGCUCAUCUGUCCCUACGCAACGUUUAUAUAUCCCCUCAGCACGAGAUACCACUUCAUUGACAUGACACACGGCUGUAUACGUAGCAGUAGCAAUUGGUUUGCAUUAUAUGCAUGCACCCUCAGUCUCAUUUCGGUCGAUGGAU